GCAGUUUCAAAACGUACGCGCAGAGACAGCCCAGGCAAAAACAACACACUGCAACCUUCUCUCUCUCUUUUCGUUGCUAUUACUAUUCAGUUUCUCUCUAAUAUUUGAGGAGGUCCCAAUCAACAGUGCCUUAGCAUACCAACUGAUAUAAUUGAUGCCAAAGAUUUGAUUUUUAGUCCUAUUUGUUUUGUUAGAAUAAGAGGAGGGAUUUAUCAGAUGCUGAGUUUCACCAGGAUAAGAACUCAGCAGAGGUCCAAUAGAUCCAUGUCUUUAGGCGGCAUGGAUUAUGCAGACCCCAAGAAGAAGAACAGUUUGCUCGGAAAAAUCAUGAUGGUUUCAGCUCUUACUGCAUUAUGCAUUCUUAUGCUCAAGCAAUCUCCAAAUUUCAACACUCCAAGCCAAUUUUCGAGUCAUGAACCGGGAGUGACUCACGUUUUACUAACCGGAGGUGCCGGUUACAUUGGUUCACAUGCUGCAUUACGGCUUCUUAAGGAAUCAUAUCGUGUGACAAUAGUGGAUAAUCUCUCACGUGGAAAUCUCGGUGCUAUUAAUGUUCUGCAAAAGCUUUUCCCUCAACCUGGGAGGCUUCAGUUUAUUUAUGCUGAUCUUGGUGAUGCAAAAACGGUGAACAGAAUUUUCUCAGACAAUGCAUUUGACGCGGUUAUGCAUUUUGCUGCUGUCGCAUAUGUUGGGGAGAGUACACUUGAUCCUCUCAAAUAUUAUCACAAUAUCACGUCAAACACACUUGUCGUAUUGGAAGCUAUGGCAGCACAUGGAGUGAAUACUCUAAUUUAUUCAAGUACAUGCGCUACAUACGGUGAACCUGAAAAGAUGCCCAUUACAGAAGAAACUCUGCAGCUUCCCAUAAAUCCAUACGGGAAGGCCAAGAAAAUGGCAGAAGAUAUAAUUCUGGAUUUCCACAAAAAUUCUGAUAUGGCUGUCAUGAUUUUAAGAUACUUUAAUGUGAUUGGUUCUGAUCCUGAGGGAAGGCUUGGUGAAGCCCCUCGGCCCGAAUUACGCGAACAUGGACGAAUAUCAGGUGCUUGUUUCGAUGCGGCUCGUGGGAUUAUUCCGGGGCUUAAGGUUAAAGGAACCGAUUACAAGACUCCAGAUGGGACAUGCAUACGGGAUUACAUUGACGUUACUGAUCUGGUUGAAGCUCACGUUAAAGCUCUGGAGAAAGCAAAACCCGGGAAAGUUGGCAUUUAUAACGUCGGUACAGGAAAAGGAAGAUCAGUGAAGGAGUUUGUGGAGGCUUGCAAGAAAGCAACCGGGAUGGCUUUGAAAGUCGAUUUUCUUCCCAGGCGAGCUGGGGACUAUGCGGAAGUAUACAGUGACCCCACCAAAAUCAAGAACGAACUAAAUUGGACUGCAAAAUACACUAACCUUCAGCAAAGUCUACAGAUCGCGUGGAGAUGGCAAAAGGCACAUCUUCACGGUUACGAAACAACCCCUCUUUUAACAUCAGCGUAAAUAUAAAUAUGAUAAAGCUCUUUGAAGUUCGCCUUACAUUAGACGAGUAGUUUUUUUUUUUUUUUUUCCUUUUUUUUUUUUUGAAGUUUUUAACAGUGUUUAGAGGGAGAGGUUUGAUGUAAUUCUUUUUACAUCUCUAUAUUUUGAGGGGCUGAAUAAUUUAUAUGGCUGUUUUUGGUAGCUAUAGCCUUGCAUAUUUGAGGUUUUUGUGCACCAUGAAAGACUCAGUAAAUGAGUCUGUUAAUAAGAUUAAAAGGGGUGCAAAACGCCUACUUUCUGCUACCAUUCUAUGCACAAAUGAAAGACUCAAUAAUAGACCGAU
Messenger RNA from Striga asiatica, 1795 nucleotides. The record is from the annotation of a GenBank genome assembly. NCBI's taxonomy places the organism in Eukaryota, Viridiplantae, Streptophyta, Magnoliopsida, Lamiales, Orobanchaceae.